Molecule: messenger RNA, 1447 nt
Organism: Anopheles coluzzii
Lineage: Eukaryota; Metazoa; Arthropoda; Insecta; Diptera; Culicidae
Gene: Cpsf5
Product: cleavage and polyadenylation specificity factor subunit 5
Exons: 6
Coding region: 272-967 (231 amino acids)
Cellular component (GO): mRNA cleavage factor complex
Molecular function (GO): mRNA binding
Source: RefSeq, a predicted model, not a curated record
AAAAAAGAAGCCGAUAGAAAAGAGAGAAAAAGAAAACGUUCCGGCCAAAGCAGGGUGUAAAAGCGACGCGGAAAGUUGUUAAUUCUAAACAUAUUCCGAUUUAUUUAGUUUUGUGACAAAGUUAUAGCUCGUGUUCAGUAGUUCACAAACACGCACACCCAAACAAACGCGCAGUGACUCGGUUAGAUAAGUGGCAAAGUGCAAAAGUAAAGUUUCCAACACACACACACACGCACGCUAGGCGCACCGUUCUACCGCAAAAGCAGCGAAGAUGACUUCCCAGGCAGUAAACAAAACCGGCUCCGGAUGGCCCCGACGAAACAGCCACGGAACGGGUCUAACCGAGAUGAACAAACUACAGACGAAUCAAUCGAUGACACUGAACCGGACAAUUAAUCUUUAUCCACUGACAAACUACACAUUUGGCACGAAGGAACCGCUGUUUGAGAAGGAUCCAUCGGUACCGGCCCGCUUCCAGCGGAUGCGCGACGAGUUCGAUAAGAUUGGAAUGCGUCGAUCGGUUGAAGGUGUUCUGCUGGUUCAUGAACACGGUCUUCCGCACGUGCUGCUGCUACAGCUGGGCACAACGUUCUUCAAGCUGCCCGGCGGUGAGCUAAGCGCCGGAGAGGAUGAGGUGGAUGGGCUGAAACGACUACUGACGGAGACUCUAGGGCGACAGGACGGCGUAAAGCAGGACUGGAUCGUCGAGGACACGAUUGGCAACUGGUGGCGCCCGAACUUUGAACCACCGCAGUACCCGUACAUCCCGCCGCACAUCACCAAGCCGAAGGAGCACAAGCGUCUGUUUUUGGUGCAGCUGCACGAGAAGGCACUAUUUGCCGUACCUAAGAACUACAAGCUAGUAGCGGCACCGCUGUUCGAGCUGUACGACAAUUCGCAAGGCUACGGGCCGAUCAUAUCCUCGCUACCGCAAGCGCUCUGCAGGUUUAACUUCAUCUACAUGUAAAAAUUGGCUCCUAAGCCAGGUACAAGUACAAUACUGCAAGAGGGCUAUUGUGCUGCGGAUCGUCCGGCGCUGGCACUUGAAGAGAGGAAGAAGGUCCUUUCCUUUCUGCAAACAAAGAGACAGCCUCCGCUGAUGGAGGGUGUGAAGAGGGGGGGACAACAAACCUGGGGGGAAGUACGGCAAUAGUGGCCCCUCUCUCUCUCUGUGUUUUAUUCACUGUGUGUGUCUGUCUGUGUGUGUGUUUGUAUGUUUGUUGGAAGCAAUAGGAGGAUAGGCGUUCGCAAGCUAGAGAGAGAGAGAGAGAGAAAAAAAAACGGACGGUUAUUUUAGAGCGCAUGUACAACAAAGAGCUUUCCUUUUCCCCCACUUACCUACUCCCUUUCCCUCACCCCUUCCCCACCUCCACCCUUAACUUUAACUAUCUUCUUACUCCCUAUGUCUGAUAUAAGUGAAUCGAGAAUAAAUAGUUUACGUAUGGUA